Molecule: messenger RNA, 1077 nt
Organism: Hemicordylus capensis (graceful crag lizard)
Lineage: Eukaryota; Metazoa; Chordata; Lepidosauria; Squamata; Cordylidae
Gene: FGF3
Product: fibroblast growth factor 3
Exons: 3
Coding region: 137-853 (238 amino acids)
Biological process (GO): animal organ morphogenesis; positive regulation of cell population proliferation; positive regulation of protein phosphorylation
Cellular component (GO): cytoplasm
Molecular function (GO): fibroblast growth factor receptor binding; growth factor activity
Source: RefSeq, a predicted model, not a curated record
CGCCUGCACCCGGCGGCGCGUCCCGGGCGACCUCGGUAGUGGGCUGCGGCAGCCCGGAGCGGCGACCCUUUAAUGGGAGCAGGCGAGCCCUGGCCUCCGAGCUGAGCGCUGCGGCCGCGGCCACCACCAUGCCACAAUGGUGACCACCUGGCUCGUCCUGCUGAGUGUCUGGCAGGCGUCUGGCUGCCCGGGGCUGGCUGCCGCCGAGGUGCCCCCAGCGGGGCCUUCCUGCGCCCGAGAAGGGCAGGCGGCGUGCGACCCGCGUUGGCGCAGAGAUGCCGGCGGGCGCGGCGGGGUUUACGAGCAUCUCGGCGGAGCGCCCCGGCGCAGGAAGCUCUACUGCGCCACCAAGUAUCACCUCCAGAUCCACGCCAGCGGCAGGAUCAACGGCACCCUGGAGAAGAACAGCGUCUUCAGUAUUCUAGAGAUAACUGCAGUGGAUGUUGGAAUUGUUGCUAUCAAAGGCUGUUUCUCCGGCAGAUACCUGGCCAUGAACAAAAGAGGCAGACUUUAUGCUUCAGAAACCUACAACGCAGAGUGUGAGUUUGUGGAAAGGAUCCAUGAGCUGGGCUACAAUACUUAUGCAUCCCGCUUGUACCGGACUGUGCCCAAUGGGGCUAGCAGUAAGCACAAAGCUAGUGCUGAGAGACUCUGGUACGUCUCUAUCAAUGGAAAAGGCCGACCCAGAAGGAGCUUUAAAACCCGUCGGACCCAGAAAUCCUCUCUCUUUUUGCCUAGGGUGCUGGAUAACAAAGACCAUGACAUGGUUCGACUUUUCCAUACAAACACUAAGUUCAGAGAGAGCCUACUAAAGCCUCCAAGUAAGAACCAGAGGAGAAGAAGAGGACACUAAUGGAUGCACUGUGGGUGGGGUAGAUAGAGUGGAGGCUGGAGACAAGAGUCUGUGUUCAAAAUUGUACUAAAUAACUAACAAAUAUGGUCGUGUGACUAUGGACUCAAACUAAUAUUGUAUAUAUAUAUUACUGGCUAUCUCACCAACAUGCUUGCUAAUAGAUAUUUUAGAAAUAUUACCCUCUGCUAAGAACAUAUGACAUAAUAAAUUGAGACAUGUUCACA